AACCUUCUUUCACUUUCACUUUAAAUCAUAUUUUCAUUUUGCAGCAUAUGUGUCUGUUUUAUUAAGAACAUAAUUAUUUUUUGUUAGAAUAAAUCCAGAAUUGAAUUGCUGUCUAUUCAGUUAAGUUAAAUUGUUUUCGAUCGUUGGCGUCUUGUGCAAAAUUGAAUUGUGACAAAAAGUAGAUAAAAAAAAUGUGGGCGUCUACAGAAGAUUUGUGUAAUUUCUUAAGUUUAACAGUGGUAUCACUAUGUAUCAUAAUGAAAGUACCACAGAUAUGGAGUGCUUUCAAAACAGGGAACACACAUGGGAUAAGCUUGAAAAGUGUUCUUCUUGAACAGACCGGGUAUUCAAUAAUGUUGUCCUACAGUUUUGCAAUGGAGUAUCCGGUUACAACAUACCUUGAAACAGCUUUUCUUCUUGUACAAAAUUUCUUCAUGUUGGCUUUGAUUGUGUACACACGAGAUCUUCUGUCGCCAAAAGUCAUCCUCAUCCUUGCAGUAUAUAUGACCCUGUUUUCUUCAAUUGCUUACAGAGUAGUUCCUGACAUUGUCUUAAAAUCUGUUAUUGUCCUAUGUACACCAUUAGGGGUUUCCAGUAAGUUCGCACAGAUUCUGGACCUCUACAGACAGAAAGAACCUGGGCGUCUAAGUGCCAUGACCUGGAGUAUAGCAGGAUAUGGAUGCUUUGUCCGAGUGCUGACAAACAUAGUGCAGACAGGUGACUGGUUCAUUGUUUUGAACUUUUCCUGUGGAGCCACACUCAACACAACUAUAGUGGCCAUGAUAUUAUAUUAUACACAUCAGAAGAAAUCAAAACUGUUUUAGAACCAUUAACUGAAGACCAGUACAAACAUGGACAGUGAUGCUGUGAUACUGUUUCAUGGACAAAAUCAGAAAUAAAUGGAGGAAUCAAAACUUGUCAAGGGUGGUGAACCAGAGAAAAAAAUCAUUAUAGUCAGUUUCAAUUUUGUCUUUUCUCUCUACUAUUUAAAAAAAUCCAAACUUUACUACGUCCGUGAACUAUAUAUGUCACUUAGUCAGUGGUUCUCUUGUUAUUUUUCUCAUCAAAAGAAAUCAAUGACUAGAACAGAAAUAAAUGAAGGCAUUAAAACUUUACUAGGUUGGUAAACCAAAGAAAAACUACCAUUAUAGUCCCUUUUAAUGUUGUGUAUUAUUAUUUACUAUUGUAAAAUUCCAAACUUAACUAGGUCUGUUUACCAUAGGAGUUUAUAUGUAACUCAGUUAGUGGCUGUCUUGGAGUUUCUUUUUUCUCCUAAUAAGGAAUCUAUGACAAAAACAAAAAUGAAAGAAGGAACCAAAACUUUACUAGGGUAGUGAACAUGAGAAAAAUGGAAUCAAAUCUUGACUAGGGUGGUAAACAUGAGAAAAUAUUAUUAUAGUCAGUUUCAAUGUUGUUUAUCUACCACAAGGUCCACACAGCAUAAUGACGGAGUUUCAUUUUCUCUCAUUGGAAGAAAUCAAAACUACUAGUUUGAUGAAACUAAAUACGCAAGGAAAUGAUGGUCACAAACACAGUCAUUAACACUGUGAUAAAUUCAGGGACAACAAUAUGAUAUUAUUGCUAUACAUUACAUGUAAUUGUUAAUUUUGUAAACCUGUUUUUUAAAUGAAUAAUGAAGGAGUUAAACACCGACCUGAUACAGUAGUUUGAAUUAGAACAACAGUAAAUUGUCAAGCAGUAUUUGUAAGUUCUCUUUGUAACAGCUGACUUCAUGACUAUUACCUUAUAUUUUCAUCGAUUUUUAAGCACCAGUGUAAAAUAGGGCUUCUUUUUUAUUAUUUUAUUAUUGAUAUGUGUAAUUUCAUGUCUUGCCAAAUGUUCUUAUUUACGUUUGUUACUGUUUAUGCAAACAUUUAAACUUAUUGUGUCUUAAGUAAAUCAAAAUAAAUUGAU
Molecule: messenger RNA, 1914 nt
Organism: Mya arenaria
Lineage: Eukaryota; Metazoa; Mollusca; Bivalvia; Myida; Myidae
Product: solute carrier family 66 member 3-like
Exons: 6
Coding region: 192-824 (210 amino acids)
Source: RefSeq, a predicted model, not a curated record